Cucurbita pepo subsp. pepo (vegetable marrow) is the source of this 1099-nucleotide messenger RNA. Its product is annotated as NDR1/HIN1-like protein 12. Gene Ontology annotation, biological process: defense response to other organism. Lineage: Eukaryota; Viridiplantae; Streptophyta; Magnoliopsida; Cucurbitales; Cucurbitaceae. The record is from RefSeq and is a predicted model, not a curated record. Gene Ontology annotation, cellular component: plasma membrane.
CAUUGAAUAAUAGUCAUCCAAGUUUGCAACUAAGGGGAAGGAAUUAGCAGUGCAAGUUUGGUAUUUUACUUUGGAAGAAAACAGAAAAAAAGUAAGAGGGAUGUGAGUGGGCAAAGAUUCCCAAGAACAUUAUACCUCUAAAAAUUGCGGUAUCACAACAGGGAGUUUUGUUUCUCGGAAUUCAAAUGCUUUGCAACCGGGAAAGGUAGAGAUACCAAAACCUUCCCCAGCAGAUUGAACUUCGAAUUCCACAAAAUAAAUUUAAACAAAAAUCAAAUACCUAAAUCCCUCAAUUCAAAAGCAGAGUCAAAUUACCUCAUAAUUUCGAAGAAAAAUCGCCGCCGGAUGUUGACGGCCUCACGAAAUCCCCAAUCUCCAACCGCCCAAUGCCACCGAAACUGAUCUCCGACGCAAAGCGCCGCACUCAUCCUCUCGUUUGGCUCGCCGCCCUGCUCUGUACUGUAGUUUCGAUCGCCGUCAUAAUCGGAGGCAUCGUCAUCUUCAUCGGUUACCUAGUGAUCCACCCUAGGGUUCCGAUGAUCGGCGUUAUCGACGCUCAUCUCGAUAACUUCCAGAACGACAUCGCCGGGCGUCUGGAAGUUCAAUUGACGGUGGUGGUGAAGGCGGAGAACGAUAACGCGAAAGCGCAUGCGAGUUUCUCCGAUACGAGUUUCUUCCUCCAUUUCCUAGGGAUUAAGAUCGCGCAGCUCGUGGCGAGGGAUUUCGAUGUGAGGAAGAACAGUUCUCUGAUGCUGCCUUACGUAGUGCCUUCGAAUUCGAUUCCUCUGACGCCGGAGCAGAUGGAGGAAGUGGAUUACGCGUUGAAGUCGGAUGUGAGCCGGUUCGAUUUGAUCGGGGAUACGAGAGUUCAAUGGCGCGUUGGAUUGCUUGGAUCUGUUAAGUACAGGUGCCAUCUUCAUUGCGUGCUUAAAUUUCAUCCUUCUAAUGGAACUUACUUCAGUCCGCCUUGCAGCUCCAGAGCUAAAUAAUUUCUCCCCUGUUCUUUAGGAUCAUCCUUUUCCUCCAUUUCAAACCAAUUUGGAUUAGCGGAAAUAAAAAUUUCAAAUAAUUUCAUGAGACAUUUUCCUUCUGUUUCUUG